CUUUUCCAGAACUACAUUGCCAAUAUGGGGGCCAAAAGCUCAUGCCCAGUAUUGGGUCACGAAGCUUAGCCGCUGCUCCUAACAACGCCAACUUGAACAACUCCAGUGCGUCUCCGGCAAACAGAAAGGCCAACAUCCACACAUCUCGGGACUCAGGUGUCGACCUCUCCGCAGAUCAACAAUCGGGAUAUCGAGGGGACAUCAACCCAAUAGGAAAUCAGCAGUCACCCUCACCAUCGCCCUCCCCAUCGCCAUCUCCCUAUCGAUCGUGCAGUAACCCCGCCAGAUGUGAAAUUUCGCCAGAAAUGUCCAACACUCUCCAACGCUUCGCCAUUCCGCAUAACUGCUGCUAUGCGGAAACCAAGGAGCAACUUGUUGAAGUGGUACGUCCCCACCAGAGCCACAUCAUCACACGAAGAGAGAAACUAAUACGUGCGUACUUGCAGGUUGUGAACAAGGUGAUGGAAAAUGCGGCUCCAAAGAUUGUCGCGCUGAUUCGGAAGGAGAUGCAAAACCAGGAAUCGGACCUGGAGAUGGAUAUGGAAGGUGAUGAAGAGAGUGACAUUGGGGAGGAGGUGGAAUCAGAUAAGGUAUGGAGCUUGAUGAGAUUUAAUGUUUGGGGAUGUGAUGCUAGUGCUGGGUGCACAUGGGCUUGGUCAGUUGGUCAUAGAACUUUGUGUGCAUCGUGUACGUUUGUUUUUAAUUGUCCCUUGAUGUUGAACGGGUUUGCCACCAUAAUGAGUUGAGUACCUAAGUAAGAACGAGAGUGCG
Neurospora tetraspora is the source of this 771-nucleotide messenger RNA. RefSeq lists its product as uncharacterized. The coding region runs from base 42 to 746 and encodes 234 amino acids. The transcript has a single exon. The record is from RefSeq and is a predicted model, not a curated record. Lineage: Eukaryota; Fungi; Ascomycota; Sordariomycetes; Sordariales; Sordariaceae.